GAGUCUUCUUCUCCGUAGUCGAACUACCUCAAUCACUCGGAGACUUGCAUCCGCCUUUAAAAGACCACCUCCCUUCCCUCUAAGGCUCCACCACGAGUACCGGCCCUCUUUUCUCCCUCUUUCUUUCCCUUCUUCCUUCUGCCAGAUUCUUCUUACCAGAAAUCGACGGCGGAGAGCGCCUCCGGAGCCCAGAGGAAGAAGGUCAUAGGAGCAAAAGAUGUUUUAAGUAUAGGGUUUGCGCUAGCAAACUUGUACAACAGAACAGGGGAGGUUAAUAUUAUAUAAGGAGAAAGAUCCCCACACGCAAAGAGAGAGAGAGCGGGGAGAGAGAUAGAGAGAGAGAGUUCUUUUUUGCUAGAGAAGCGGUUGGAUCUUUCGGUACAGCGGCUGGGAAAAAAAAGAUUCGAUCUUUUUCAUGGAUGGUGGAACCUUGGAAUGAUUUCCUACAAGAAGGCUUUGUUCCUGCUUCUUGACGUGGAGGUGGUUUGGAACUCAUCAUUGAACUGAGUGGUUUUAUGCAUUGGGUUUAACGCAUGUGUUCAAAUUCUCUGGGUUUGAUCUAUUACCAAGGUUUUUAUAUUGGUAAAAGUAUUGAGCCUUUGCAAGACUAGAUCGGAUAGCCUUGGUUUGUUUGCUUGGAGAGAUGGAGAAGUUGACGCGUGAUGAAUCCAGACGCUUGUAUUCAUGGUGGUGGGCGAGUCAUAUCAGCCCAAAGAAUUCUAAAUGGCUUCAGGAAAACCUUGCAGAAAUGGACUACAAGAUCAAAGAAAUGAUCAAGCUUGUAGAUGAAGAUGCUGAUACCUUUGCAAAAAGAGCAGAAAUGUUCUAUAAGAAACGCCCUGAGCUUAUGAAAUUGGUGGAGGAAUUCUACCGAAUGUACCGUGCUUUAGCAGAAAGACAUGAUCAUGCCACUAGAGCACUUCACCAGGCUCAUCAAACAAUGGCAGAAGCAUUUCCCAACCAAAUCCCAUUAGUGUUAACUGAUGAGCCUCCAUCUGGAUCUUCUGACAAAGAGGAGGAUCCUUGUACUUUUGAGAUGCCUCCGCCCAUUGAUGAACUGUUUGAUGACUUUCAGAAGGAUGCUUUGAGCGGGUCGUUGCAUUUGAAUGAGAUGCUUGCAGCUGGGGAGGAGACUACCAAUCCAAAUACCACUGAAGAGAGGACAAGACAAGGCUUGGAUGUCCAAGAGGAACAAAGAGAAGGUUCAGAGUAUAAGCUACUGGAAAAUAAAAUUUCGCGAUUGCUGAUGGAAAGCCAGGAGCUCGAGAGCCAAAUUAUUUCAGAGUCAGUCCAUGCUAGCAGAGCCGAAACUGAAGUGCAAAGCCUAAAAGACAUCCUAUCUGAAGUAAAAUCUGAGAAGGAAGCUGCCACUCUUCAAUGCCAGCAAUCCGUGGGAAGGAUCGCUAGCCUGGAGAUGGAAAUCUCCAGCUUCCAAGAAUAUAUAAGAAAGCUUAACAAUGAGGUGUUAAUUGGAGCUAAGAAUCUGAAUGUUGCACAAGAGAAAUGUCUUCUGCUGGAGCAAGCAAAUCAAUCUCUAGAGUUGGAGCUAAAGCAGAUCAUUAAGAAACAUGAAGAUGAAAAUGUUACACAUUUGCAGAACCUGAAACAAAUGGAGGAGCUGUUAGAGAAGAAUGCACUGUUGGAAAACUCUCGUUCAAAUGCAAAUUUUGAGCUAGAGAGAUUAAGAGAGAAGAUAAAGACAUUAGAAGAUUCCUGUGGUUGUUUCUGUGGCAAGAUUUCCAUCCUUCCAUCAGAAAAUGCUGUUCUGGUCUCCCAGGUGGAGCCUACUCCACAGAAUAUGGAGAAGCAUUUGGAGAAAAAUGCAUUGGAGAACUCCCUGUCUGAUGUGAACAUCGAACUUGAAGAUUUGAGAGGAAAGUUGGAAGGCCUUGAGAAACACUGUCAUUCUCUUCAUGAUCAAAAUUCUGAACUUCUUGCUGAAAAGAUUUCUCUUGUCGCUCAGGUAGAGAGCAUUAGCGAGAGUCUGGAAAACUUGGAAAGUAAGUAUGCAGAAUUGGUAAACAAAUACUUAAAUUUAGAGAGCGAGAAAGAUUUGACACUUCAUCAACUCAUGGAGCUAGAGGAGGUAUUGAAACUAGAAAAGGAAGCACAUCAAGCUGCUAUCCAGUCCCGCAAGAGUCAGCUGAAUACUUUAGAAAACGAGAUCUUUUCCCUACAAGAAGAAAAUCAAUAUAGAGAGGAGGAGCUUGAAGUGGAACAAUAUAAACUUUUAAGUGCCCAGAUUCAGAUUUUUAUCUUGGAGAGAUGCCUGUGUGAUAUGAAAGAAACAAAUAUGGUUCUUUCAGCAGUUCAUCAAAAACAUGAAGAGACAUCAAGGGAUGCAGAAGAUUCAAUUUCACAACAUGAGCAGGACAGCCUCAUCCAAGAGAAAAAUGUAAGAUCUUCUUCGGUAAGUUAUGAGAAGCUGAGGGAGGGUGUUCAUCUGAUAUUGAAAACACUAAUAGCCGAAGAGUAUGGGGCUCUAGAUGGUGUCGAAGAUGAAGUGCUUUUGCAGAUUAUUCUGCAUGAAGUUAGAUGUUUGUUGAAGUCACUUUCAGAGGCCAAGGAUGAAAAGCAGCAUCUGCUUAAUGAGAAAUCUGAAAUCCAUGGCCUUCUGGAGCAGUUUCGACAUCAUGUAGCAGAUUUGCAAUCAGAAAAGAAGGUUCUCAAGAAAGAAUCUAAAAUGAAGACUGAGGAACUUUCAGUGCUGCAUGGCAAAAGGCACGAACUCUUUAAGAUGAGUGAAAAGUUGGGGCAGGAUAUACAAGCGAGUAGUCUAAGACAAGAAGAACUCAAGGCUGAAAUGAAGAAUCUUUAUGGACAGCUAUCAGAUUUAUUGGAGGCUCGUUGCUUAUUGCGAAGAGAGAUUGGUAGGCUGCUAAAAGAAAAUUGCUCUUUGUCGAAGACACUUGAUGAUAUGAGGGUGAAACAAAACACAUUGGAAGAGGAAAACAGCAUUAUCUUUGAAGAGGCCAUGGCUCUAGAAUAUCUUUGUCUGAUCUUCAGAAGUUUCGGUGCUGAGAAUGCAUUAAAGCUACAAUUGUUAAAAGAUAUGGACUAUCUUCAUGGAGCUAGAAAUGAGCUAUCCAAGGUGAACAGACUAAUGGUUGUAAAAUCAGGAGCAUUAGAACUUGAAAACACACAUCUUAAGGACUCGGUUGUUAAUCUGGAAGACUGCAGAAGGCAUUUGGCAAUACUUGAGAAUGAUCUUAGGGCAUGCAGAAGUGUCUGUGAACAACUGAACCAACGAAUUGAUUCAGGAAGGGACCUUUUAAUAAAGAAAGACAUGGAGCUGUUACAAGCAAAUCAAAAGAUCCAACAAGCAGAAUAUGUGACAACAGAAUUAUCUCGAAGUAUCGAGGGCCUUAAGUCGCACAUUGAUGAGGGUAAGUUGGCAAGAGAAGAGUUAGAGAAGAAGAUUUCCACAUUGAUAGAAGAUUAUACCCAUAAGAAAAUUGAGCAUGCCUGUCUUCAUCAAGUAAAUGAAAUCUUGAAAGGAGAACUUGAUAAAUUGCAGAAAGAGGUUGGAGAGCUUAGAAGAAGAGAAGAACAUUUGACUUCUAAACUGCAGAGUGGAAGAGAUGAGGUCAAGUGCUGCGAGGAAGAAAUUGCAUCAUUAUUAGCUGAAAUUCAAUCUACCAAGAUCACUGCAGCAAUCUUUGAAGAAAGGUUACUUGAACUAAUAGCAGCAUGUCAUAACCUUGAGAUAAGUGCCAUGGUACAAAGGAAAGUGCUAAAGGAGGAAAUCGCUCUAAGAAAUAUGUAUGUGAAUGAAUUAAAGGAAAAACUGGAGGCUCUGGAAAGAGAAAAUGGAGAACUUAAGACACACUUGAGUGCAUAUGUUACCCUUGUCAUGUCUCUGCGGGGUGAUGUUGCCUUGCUGGAAGAAUACAUCCUUAUGCUGCCCAAUCAUAUUUCAGCAGAAAAGAAAGAAAUACAGGAAGUUCCAUUGGUGCCUCUCCAGGGUAUGAAGAGCAGUCAAGAGCCUAUCAAAGAUGACAAUGGCAUAGAUCUGAUGGGAAUUCAGAAGUUGCAACAAUUGCAUGCCAAGGUUGAAGCACUUCGGAAGGUCGUCAUGGACACUGGAAAUCUUUUAAGGAAAGAAAGGUUUGAUUCAGAUGCUAAUCUGGAGGCUGCAAUGAAAGAAAUUGAAUGCUUAAAAUCAGGGGGAACCUCAGAUGAUCAAAUCACCAAAGUAAAGCAUGAGCAAAACGUGAAGGAUAUACAACUUGAUCUUGUUUCACAUUCCUCACAAUAUGGAAUUGGAAAUAGUGUGGGUUCAUAUGUACAAAGAAAGACAGGAAUUUUUAAAACUAAUGUUGAGGGGUUUGAAUUAAGGGGAACAGCUGAAGGGGACCACAGCAAGCAGAUAGAGAUGACUCCAUUGGGAACUACAGAGCAUUAUUUAGAGUCUCACCAGAUCAAAGCAAUCAAGGAAGAAAAAGGUAAGCAACCUGUUUGCGAACUGCUGGAUGAAAAAGAGUUGGAUGUCGACAAGCUGGAACUGCCAAAAAAAGUUUUAAUGGAAUCUCAUAAAGACUGGAACAGAAGGGUGAUUGAAAGGCUUUCUUCUGAUGCUCAUAGGCUAUUGGUCCUACAAGCAAGUGUACAUGGACUAAAAGCAAAUAUGGAAAAAUCUGAAGAGUUUAAUAUACCUAAAGAUUUUGAAUUUGAUACAGUCAAAGCACAGUUGAGAGAGACUACGGAAAUCAUCUCGCAGUUGAUUGGUACCAACAGCAAGUUGACAAAGGAGGCUGAAGGCUUAACUGUGUCCGCUGACAAUCUGCUUGAGGAAAAUGUAGAAACAUGGAGCACAAGACAAAGGAUAAUCUCAGAACAGGCACGAAGGGUGUCAGAAAGGAUUGGAAGGCUGGAAGUGGAGCUGCAAAAAAUCAAUUACAUCUUGCUGAAACUUGGGGAAGGACAUGUAAGUAAGAGAACACCAAAAAUCUCUUUGCGAGAAUAUCUUUAUGGAAGGAGAAACAGCCGUCAACAUAAGCAAGCCCCUACUUGUGUUUUCCUCAGGUUUAAAGCAAAAAAAUGACUAGUUCUCAUUCCUCCUGCUUCAGUCACUUGACUUUGCAUCUUUGAGAGAAGAGAAGGAAAGGUUUAUGCAAGCAUAGUAUUCAAAGUUACAUGAAUUCAGUAAAGUUAUUUCUGUGUCGCUGUCUCAAUUUGUAAAAGAAGUCUUCAAUUUGAUACUUCAAAAAUUAGCUGAUUUAGCAAGGAAAAUUAGUCCUGAUCCAUAUGGCAAACUUGGGUGAAUUUUCUCUGCACUUACACAUUCAUGAACUAGAUGCUUAUU
Messenger RNA from Elaeis guineensis (African oil palm), 5305 nucleotides. Lineage: Eukaryota; Viridiplantae; Streptophyta; Magnoliopsida; Arecales; Arecaceae. The record is from RefSeq and is a predicted model, not a curated record.